CUGUUGGGUUCAAAGGUGAGCACAGGUCAAGGAUGGUCAAUGCCAUUUCCCUUGUGAACUUGAACCUCCAACGUGCCAUACCAUGUGCAGAGCAUUUCCGGUGAGAUACUGCAAGUGGUCACUGAAAUACUGAAAUGAUGAAGAUUUCUGGCAGGAUGGCUAUCAGUGGUUCUGAUGCACUAUCACUGACGGUUGAAGAAGGAUUGACCAUCAGAUCGCUUCGGCUGAAAUUUGCAGAGGCUUUGCAAUCAGAGAAACGACGAAUGACAACCCUGUGUUUGAUGAAAGACGGGCAGCUUUUGGCUGAUGCACUGUCCCUGAAAGCUGCUGGUCUGAGUGAUGGUUGUAAUGUGGAAUUGCUGCAAACUGCUGGCAUGGAGUCAAUACUUACUGCAUCCAAUGAUUGUGUUGCUCGGAUUUUUUCACUUGAAACAGGCCAAUGCAUUGAACUUCAGGGUCACUUUGCACAGGUCUACACGUGUAUUCUGUCGCCAGACCAGCGCCAUGUCGUCACUGCUUCAGAAGAUGGAUCUGCCCGAAUAUGGGAAUUUCUUCAAGGCUCCGUUGUUGAAAAACACCUUUUGAACCAUGGCAGCGAGGUCUACUCAGCAGUGUUCUCGCAUAGUGGCAACUUCGUGGUCACAGCUUCUCAAGACCAUAGUGCUGCCAUUUGGCAAGUGGACACUGGAGAACGACUUUGGGAAUUUGUCCAUCGCGGGGAGGUCUACCUGGCCACCUUUUCUUGUGAUGAUCAGCUAGUGCUCACAGCCUCAGAGGACGGCACUGCACGAUUGAUUUCCAGUGACGAUGGCAUCAACUGCCACACAUUGGAUGGGCAUUCCGGUCGUGCUGUGAACCGAGCUGAAUUUUCUCCUGACGGGAAGCUCAUUGUGACUGCUUCUACGGAUGCAAAAGGCUGCAUCUGGGAGAGGCACAGUGGCGCACGUACACAUGUACUGCAAGGUUGUCCGUCCGACGUGAAACAUGCGAGUUUUUCAGCUGACAGCCGCCAGGUAUUUUUGACUCACGCCACUGGAGUGGUUGAAGUUUUUUGUGCCCAAACAGGGUCGUGUCAGUGGUUGUUGAGUGAUCAUGUUGAGCCCGUGUACUUGGCGGCCUCAUGCCCCACAGGUCGACUGGUAGCUUUGGGCAGCGAAGAUGCACGUGCAACGGUCUGGGACUUGACGUCUGGACGAAAGUUGUGGACCUUGGCGGAGCACACAGAUGCUGUGACAUGGAUCUCCUGGAAUCCUGCAGAUGAUGGAACUUUGGUCACAGCUUCUUGGGAUGGAACCGUCAAGCUAUGGUCUGCUGAGUCUGGUGAAUGUUUGGACACCUUUGAAGAUCAUGCAGGGCCAGUCAUUUAUUCAGAAUUUGGAACAUUGCACCUUUGAGGACAGUAUAGGACAGUUGACUUCGUUAACUUUGGCUGGGUAAAAGUGUCAGCAUGGCGAUCCCGUAUGAUCCCGUGCUAUCGAUUCCAAAGUCCGAGCUGCGACAGACGAUGAAAGGCAUGGCUGUGGUGGACCAUGGUGGACCACGGAGACCUUCGAGAAGCUGUGCUGUGAUGCCUAAAGGUCAGAGCUGAACAAGCUGAGUCCGCAGACAGUUGAAAAAUGUUGAAAACCAAUAACUAACUCAAAGAACUCAAUGGCGUAGAAAAAGGCCGGCAUCCUGUCUUGCACGGCUUGCACGUCCCGCAAAAGCUCCACCGAAUUGGCAUGCACGAAAUGCGCGCAAUGCAGCGUUUGAGCUUGAAGUCAGCCUGCAGAUAGG
Cladocopium goreaui is the source of this 1776-nucleotide messenger RNA. NCBI's taxonomy places the organism in Eukaryota, Dinophyceae, Suessiales, Symbiodiniaceae. The record is from the annotation of a GenBank genome assembly.